AUGAAUAUUAAAUCAUUUUUCACAAUUGUUAAAAAACAUUUAACCAUACUUACCAGCUGUUUUGCUUACACUAUAACAAAACAAAAAAAAUUAGAAACACCCAUGUCUUAUAAAGACGUAGAAGAAUUCAAAAUUGCAUUAAAAGAAAUAGCUUACACAUCUUUAAAUUUAACAUCCGAAUACGACCGAGUACGUUGUGCUGAAUGGGUAAGAAAAUUGUGUGGCAUAGCUACGGAUAACUUGGAAGAUUGCAAAGUUAGAAAUGAUUAUAUACAAUAUUUGAAGAUUACUUUAAGGUCUGGUUUACUUCAUGGUAUCUUCAUGCAUUUGCCACCUGAUGGAGACUUGAAACCACUAUCUGAACAUUUGGGACAAGAAAUAGUUAAACGCAUACCGAGCCUGUCAGAUGUAGGGCCAAUAGCACCUUACAUGAAAUACCAGUCACAAGAUGGAAAGGCAUAUCUAUCUAUAAAAAAGAUUGGAGGAAAAGGGGUGUUUUGUUAUAUGGCUGUAUCGCCCGAUGGAAUAUAA
Messenger RNA from Nezara viridula (southern green stink bug), 531 nucleotides. The record is from the annotation of a GenBank genome assembly. Lineage: Eukaryota; Metazoa; Arthropoda; Insecta; Hemiptera; Pentatomidae.